AUGGCGGACGGCAGCAGGCAGAGCAGGCUGGCGGCGGCCAAGAAGAAGCUGAAGGAAUAUCAGCAGAAGAAUAACCCUGGAGCAACUGCAGGAACUAAGAAAAAACGCAAAACUAAAGAAGGAAGUAGACCCGAGACUCCCACCAACGAUGACCAGCAGCCUCCAGAGAACAUUCAGAACAUUCUGAAGGUGCUGGUGUCAGACCUUAACCGCUCCAAUGGGGUAGCCAUACCCUCAUUGGACAAGAGGAAGGCAUACUUUGACAGUGAUGUUGCCACUCGUAAUGCUGAACAGCUUGCUACCGAUGUCCCUGUGCUAUCUAACAGCAACAGUCUACCUAGUUGUGGUUCUGUUCUGCCUGCUCCUGGGAGCAUGCAGCUGAUGCAGAUUCAUGAAGCUGAGGAUCAUAAAAAUGUUUUGGAUGAGAACAGGUCUUUCUCGUCAACAGAAAGUCUCCGCCAGUUGUCUGAACAACUCAAUGGCCUGGUUUCUCAGUCUACGUCGUAUGUGAAUGGGGAAAGUGCCGUUUCUUCCACAAAUAUUAAGGAAAUGGAAACACGUUACCAGGAGCUGGCAGUAGCCCUGGAUUCCAGCAAUCUAACUAACAAACAGCUCGUUACAAAGAUAGAGGAAUUGAAACAGCAGAACCAAGAAGCAGUGAAUCAGCUGGAGAAGGAAAAGAAGGAGUUUGAACAGAAAUUUUCUAAAGAGCAAGCAGCACUGAGGGAACAGCUACAGGUUCAUAUCCAGACUAUUGGAAUUCUAGUUUCUGAGAAGUCUGAGUUGCAGACAGCCCUUGGACAUACUCAGCAAGCUGCACGGCAGAAAUCAGGAGAAGCUGAAAACCUUGCUGCUCGUUUACAUUCAUCUCGCCAGAGGGUAUCAGAGCUAGAACGUACUUUGUCCUCCAUCUCUAUGCAGCAAAAACAGUCAGAGAAGCAUAAUAAAGAGUUAGUGAAGGAGCGAGACAACCUGAAACUGGAACUGUACAAAAGAAGCAAAAGCAGCGAGGAAAUAAAGCAGCAGAAUUCGGAGCUGUCAGAGAAAGUUCACUCUCUGGUUGCCAAGAACUCAGCUAUGAAGUUGGAUAUGGAGGAUUUGCAUAAGAAACUGGAAAUGGCUGAACUGAUGAUUCAACAGUUCUCAAAUCAGGCAGGGAGUCUGGAUGCAAACCAGCAGUUUCAGAUGGCGCUGGAGGAGAAGGCGAGCCUGGAAACCCAGGUUGCUCAGCUCUCAGAGUCACUUCACCAGCUCCAGGCAGAAAGAGAUCAGUAUGUAGAGAAACUGAAGGAGGAACGGAGCAUUUGGCAGCAGCGGGUACAGCAGCUCUCUGAGCAGGUCCACACAAUGGCAGAGGAGAAGGAGAAGCAUAUGGCCCAAAUUCGGGAGCUGGAAGCCAAUGUUACAGAGCUGUUGAGCAAAUCAGUUAAGCCCAUGGAUAUUGAGCCUUCCUCACCAGCAGGGCCCACAGCAGCUGAGCUGAGUCUGCAGGAAGAGAUCCAGCGGCUGCAGCAAGAGAAGGAAGAACUGCAUGGGCAGUACCGGGCCCAGGUCCGGGACAAUGAGCAGCUCAGCCACCUCAACCGGGAGCAGGAGGAGCGGCUGCUGGAGCUCGAGAAGGCUGUGCAGCGCUACAACGAGGAGUCUGUGGACAGACAGCAGAUCCUGGAGGACAUGCAGAGUGACAAGGCCACAAUCAGUAGGGCACUGAGCCAGAAUCGGGAGCUGAAGGAGCAGCUGGCUGAGCUGCAGAAUGGGUUUGUCAAACUGACAAAUGAAAACAUGGAGGUUACAAGUGCCCUCCAGUCAGAGCAACAUGUAAAGAAGGAGCUGGCCAAGAAGCUUGGGCAGCUGCAGGAGAACCUGGGGGAGCUCAAAGAGACGCUGGAACUGAAAACACAGGAGGCUCGGGGUCUGCAGGAGCAGCGGGACCAGUACUACAGCCACUUACAACAGUACACCGUGGCGUACCAGCAGCUGUCUGCCGAGAAGGAGGAACUGCACAAACAGUACUUGCUUCAGACACAGCUUAUGGAUCGGCUACAGCAUGAGGAGGUUCAGGGGAAGGUGACAGUGGAAAUGCACCUGAAAGAGCUGCAGCAGACCAAGGAAAGUCUGGAAGCUGUAGCUAAGGAAAACAAAGAGCUGCAGGCCCAGAUCAGUCAGUUAGCAGCAGACCUGGAUGGCAGGAUUUUGCACCGACUGGAGGGAGACGGAGUUGAAAGUGAAGCAAUGACUGAAGAAAUCCAAAAAUCUUCAUUUGUGAUCCCAGAGAAGUUUGAAAGCCAUGAAGAAACGGUCGCUUUCUUGACAUCCGCCAUGUCCCAAGUGGAGAAGGAGCGAGAAGACAUGAGGCAGCAGCUGGCUGCUCAGAAACAGCAGUGCAGAAGCCUCCUGCAACAAAUAGCAGCUCUUAGGCAGGAGCAGCAACAUAACGUCACGCUGGGUGGAGGUUCCACUAUGGAUACUGUUCCAGUGGAGGUUCACGAGGCUUUGAAAACUGCCAUGGAGAAACUACAGUCCCGUUUCACAGACCUGAUGCGUGAGAAAGCUGAUCUGAAGGAACGGCUAGAAGAGUUAGAACAUCGCUGCAUACAGCUGUCUGGGGAAACAGACACCAUUGGGGAGUAUAUUGCAUUAUACCAGAGUCAAAGGGCUAUCCUCAAACAGCGACACCAGGAGAAAGAGGAGUACAUCAGCAGAUUGGCUCAGGAUAAGGAAGAGAUGAAGAUGAAACUACUGGAACUGCAGGAUUUAGUGAUGCGUCUGGUCAGGGAAAGAAACGAAUGGUACAGCAAGUAUGUAGCAGCUGCUCAAAACCCAGAGCUGUUAGCAAGCCAGAAUGAAAGUGUACUUCCAGUGGAGAGGCGCAUGGAACUGAAUGCUACUGAUGGAGAAGGGUUACGAGAAGUGAAUUUAUCUGAUGAAGCAGAACAAGAGGCUGCUGUUCUUCAUCAAUCCGGUUUCUCCCCUAUUGACAAUAAAGCUGCUCAGCCAAGCCAAGAGGACCCCACAGCAAAGCAAAUAAUGCAGCUUCUCAGAGAAAUCCAGAACCCUCAGGAGAGGCUGGGCUCCCUGCUGGAAAACCCUUGCAUUCCCUUCUUCUACCGUGCUGAUGAGAACGAUGAGGUCAAAAUCAUGGUAGUUUAAGUGGCGCUAAAUCUUACUUACAGCAAUUUUCUAUGAGCCUGAAAGGACUUAACUGACCUGUACGUGCCCAUACCUCUGCUCAGUGCCCUUGGUCAGAACAGAUUCUUAAAGACAUCAGGAAAGAGGGAUUGCAUCAGAUGGAACUUGAGCAUCAGACCUCAUCUUCCCCUUUCUCUUUCUUCUGUUACUUGGUGUGCUUGGAGUACAGGCAGACUCAAACUAAUCCUGGGAGGCAGCUGGGGCUGGCACUUCACCUGGGCCAGGUGCAGGCCGGGGCAAAGGGGAUGCCAUGACUUCAGGCAAAAUGACUUAAUCCCUUGUCCGAGACUGCUGCCCGCAGCCAGCUUCACAGCAGCGACUGAGCAGUGGUUCUGAUGCAUCACUCAUGACUCUAAUCGGCCUAGUUCCUUCCAGGGCUCCCAAAGUAACUAACUUAUUCUGGUAACGAACUCUUUGGACUCUUAAACCGGUUGUUUUUGUUUCAUACUAUGUAUCUUAAACUUCCCACUUUCUUCUGCAGCCUGCCUCUUGCAACUGUAUCUGAAACCGGCCUUGUCAGUCUUGAACAGCCAAAAGAUAAGGCUCCUGACUAGCCGGGCAGCACUACAGACUCAUUUAUUCUCAUGGCUAGGGGAAGGGACCGAGGGUUGCCUUUUGAGUCUUUUUGGUUACUUGACAAAGCUUUAUGUGAUUCUUGGGAGUGGGGUGGAAAUGUAACUGCACUUUGAAGGAUGAUGUGUUUCACUUGUAUGUGUCUGAAGGUUUUAUUUAUUUUAAAAAAUGGGAGAAAUAAGUAAAAGGAAACCACUUAAUAAACAUGCUUUGUUUUGAAUUUCUGGCCUCUAGGGGUUCUAGUUCUCCAUCACUUAGCUUUCUUCUUCUCCCAGUUUGGUAAGGAGUGCAUUAGAUAGGUGGAAUCCAAGAUCCUGUGCCCCCUGUUUUAAGUUCCUGGGACACAUCAGCCACAGAGGUAUCACCUGGCACUGCCUUGAAGCUGUAGCCCUCAUUCUAAGGAGAAAACAAAACAUGGUGGCAGGAGAGAGUCCCCUGAAGCAGCAGCAAAGCAAAUCCCUUGGGUGUGCAAUUGGUGACGUGAACUGCAUGGGAUAUCCUGCCACUAAAUUUGCCUUUCAGGCAAGAACUGCCUGUUCUCAGGAUGGUUAGUUUCAGCAAUGGAGUUUUAAGGAAAACCGCAGGGGAGGUUUAAGGGACCUGGCCCUCGCAGCUGUGUGAUCCAAACACACAAGCCUGGGCUGUGCCUGAAGCAGCAUGCACCACCCCCAUUAACCUGUCAAGAGAGAUGCAAGCACAGGAACACAGUAUCAAUUUUGGGGUUUGUCAACAACAAAAAGACUCUUCAUUUCUUCUGUCAAGCUUUACACCAGCAUGGUAGAGAGCGCUUUUCUUCUAAUGCCAGAAGCAGAUUAAGUGUGGGUUAUUUUUUAAAUGGUUCAUCUUGAUGUUUCCAUAUACAACUGAAAAAAGUGUACACAGAGCAAUUAGUGCUUUCCUGCAAACCACCAGGGGAAGAUGGAAGCUGUUUUUUUGAACUCCUUUCAUUUGAACAGUGCUAGUGUUGUCUGUUACUGGCAGAACACAAGUGACACGGGCUCCCAAGCUCCUGGCUGCAUGGGUUUGUGUACAUAGUGUAUCUCUGUAAAAUGCUGUAUAUUCCUUGAAGAGAGACUAAGCCUUGUCCAGUGUUUAUGCCUGCUCAGGCUAUUCAUAAAUCUGUAUCAUAACUAAUGAGGGCAGGGCUGUGAUUUAAUACAGAGCAUUAUUAUAAAUGGAAUAAAUAUUUAUUGGGUGUUCCACUCUAGUACUGUGAAGGAGACAAGACCAGUGAAGAAGGUCUGCGGUCUGUUGCAGAGGUGACUUAAUCCUGUUACAAAUUUGCUUUCUGAAUAAACUUAUUCAGAUGGGUACUGACUAGAUGUAUUUCUUCUGCCUAGAUCA
Gymnogyps californianus (California condor) is the source of this 5106-nucleotide messenger RNA. RefSeq names its product golgin A2 (gene GOLGA2). The coding region runs from base 1 to 3150 and encodes 1049 amino acids. The record is from RefSeq and is a predicted model, not a curated record. Gene Ontology annotation, cellular component: Golgi apparatus; Golgi cisterna membrane; Golgi cis cisterna. Gene Ontology annotation, molecular function: protein binding. Gene Ontology annotation, biological process: Golgi organization. The transcript has 28 exons. NCBI's taxonomy places the organism in Eukaryota, Metazoa, Chordata, Aves, Accipitriformes, Cathartidae.